UAUAUAAUGGGUCAGUGAGAUUGGAGCAUCACAGUUCAAGUCGUGCCUUCCACUGGUCGUUCACUCCCAUCCAAAAAUGAAGCUGUUCAUCCUUGCCGCCCUCAUCGCCGUCAGCUCCGCUGCUCGAUUGGAGCAUCUCGAGCAGCAGCGAGGACUUAAAGAGUAUCUUCCUCCAGUUCAGUCUGGGCAGUUUGGUCAGCAGGGAUUUGGUCAGGGCAGUUUUGGCGGCCAUGGAUCUAACGACUUUGCUUCUCAGGGAUCAAACAGUCUUGACGCUGGGGAUUCUGCUGGAUUCGGAUCUGCUCCUCAAGGCUUGAGGGCUGGCGCUGCUGGUGCCCGUGGUUUCUCCUCGUUUGAUGCUGCCCGCUCCAACCAGUACCUGCCUCCUGACCACGGUCCUUCUGGCAGCCACGGUGCUCACGGCCAAGAUGCUUUCGGAGCCUCCAGCAACCAGUUCGGUUCCCAGCCGCAGUUCGGCCAGAACAACAAGUUUGGCGCCCAGGGCUCCAGCAGCUUCGGGUCUCAAGGCUCUCAAGGCUUUGGCUCUCAUGGAUCUCAUGGAUCCCAAGGUUCCCAAGGAUUUGGUGCCCAUGGAUCUCAUGGAUCCCAAGGUUCCCACGGAUUUGGUGCCCAUGGAUCUCAAGGCUCCAGUGGCUUCGGCGCUCAAGGCUCCAGCUUCGGCUCCCAAGGCUUUGGAUCACAAGGCCCACACGGCUUCGGAUCUCAAAGCUCCGGCUUUGGAUCCCAGGGUGCUCGUGGCCAACAGAACCUUCGCCAAUACCUCGCGCCUAAGACCUCGCACGACACCAUCCCUCAGCAACCAUUCGACCCGGAAUCCGGCUACAUCUACUAAAUUCUGUGUGACUUUAGUCAUUGUCUAAGUGAGGAUUCUUGUAAUUAAUUCACUGUAUUAGUCAAACAUUGUGUUCUAAUAAUGCUCAUUGUAAAAAUAUUCAAAAAUAAU
Cydia amplana is the source of this 964-nucleotide messenger RNA. Its product is annotated as filaggrin-2-like. Bases 77 to 853 code for a protein of 258 amino acids. The record is from RefSeq and is a predicted model, not a curated record. Lineage: Eukaryota; Metazoa; Arthropoda; Insecta; Lepidoptera; Tortricidae. The transcript is spliced from 4 exons.